Molecule: messenger RNA, 786 nt
Organism: Opisthorchis viverrini
Lineage: Eukaryota; Metazoa; Platyhelminthes; Trematoda; Opisthorchiida; Opisthorchiidae
Exons: 3
Coding region: 11-586 (191 amino acids)
Biological process (GO): nucleoside triphosphate catabolic process
Cellular component (GO): cytoplasm
Molecular function (GO): nucleoside triphosphate diphosphatase activity
Source: RefSeq, a predicted model, not a curated record
GUCCACAUCUAUGAGUGCAUAUCCAAUUUCAUUCGUCACCGGUAACAAGAACAAAUUGGCGGAAGUGAUCAAAAUACUUGGCCAUGAAUAUACUGGGAAGUUAACAGCCGUUGAUUUGGAUUUGCCGGAAUUACAAGGCACCAUAGAAGAUAUCGCUCGUCAAAAGUGUUUAAGUGCCAGCAACGUAAUUACCGGACCGGUGCUAACAGAGGAUACGGCCUUAUCUUUCCAGGCACUCAAUGGAAUGCCUGGGCCGUUCAUCAAGUGGUUUUUAAAGGCUGUAGGACCGGAUGGCUUACCGCGCCUUCUGGCUGAUUUUGACGACAAGCGCGCCACAGCCAUAUGCACUUUCGCCUUCUGUCCUGGGUUCGGUCAGAAAGUACAUCUGUUUACCGGUCGUACGGAGGGGCGCAUAGUUGCUCCUCGUGGACCACGGGACUUUGGAUGGGAUCCGGUGUUCCAACCUGAUGGAUUCGACCUGACCUAUGCGGAGAUGGAUAAGGCUACCAAAAAUACGAUUUCACAUCGUUAUAAGGCACUGAUGGAAGUCAAACGCUAUCUCGAUGAGGAAUAUGAACGAACUUGACGAUACGUAUUGCGCUAAGUUACUGGGAAUGAAAACAAUUUCGCUCUUGUAUAUUUUGCUCCAUUAGCCCACGAUCAAAAUAAAAAAAUUGUGCAUUCACCGGAAGUGACCGAGAUUUAGACACUUUUUGAUGAAGCCGUUUCUCCACAGGGAGUUACAUUCGUUCUUGCAGUGUUGUGUCUCCCUGUAGCAACUGCCUC